CUAAUAAAAAUAAUUUAUUAAAAAAAAGUAAUCAUUUUUUUUGUUUUAACCAUUUGAAUCUUAGUUAUUCAAAAUUCAACCCAAAAUUCCCACAAUGAUGAAAUGAAGAUCCGUAAUGCGGUGGCGCUUAACGUUCAAUUUCAAACACAACCCACCCCCUACAGAAACCUCUUUAAAACCCUCGGCGGAGGACUCGACGUCGCCGCCUAUGGCUCCACCAUUCAACACUGCACCAACCACCGCCUCGUCCGUCAAGGAAAACAGCUCCAUGCGCGCCUCUUCCCAUUCUCCAUCAUACCCGACAAUUUCCUCGCCUCAAAGCUCAUCACCUUCUACUCCAAAUGUAACCUCACACCAGAAGCUCGCAACGUGUUCGACAAAAUUCCCCAUAAAAACACAUUCUCCUGGAACGCCAUGCUCAUCGCUUACUCCUCCAACUCCUUCUUCAACGACGCGGUUAACCUCUUUGCAUCGUUCGUUUCCUCCACGGACACAGGUGUAUCUCCCGAUAACUUCACCGUAACCUGCAUCUUGAAGGCACUACCCUCGUCUUCUUCGUCGUCUCAUAAAUCAGCAGAAGGGAUUCACUGUUUUGUUCUUUGCCGCGGAUUCGACUCAGAUGUUUUCGUUCUCAACGCGUUGGUCAUGUGUUAUUGCAGGUGCGGUAGGACUGAAAUGGCGAGGAAGGUGUUUGAUGAAAUGACAGAUAGAGAUAUCGUGACAUGGAACUCCAUGAUUGGUGGUUAUUCUCAGAGUGGAUUAUACCAAGAAUGCAAGAGAUUAUACUUGGAGAUGUUAGGUGUGGAAGGCAAAGGGAUUGUACCAAAUGCAGUUACUAUUGGUAGUGUGAUGCAGGCGUGUGGACAAUCAAAGGAUCUUUCAUUUGGAAUGAAAGUUCAUCAAUUUUUGAAGGAUAAUGGAAUUGAGACGGAUGUGUUGCUUCAUAAUGCUGUAGUUGCUAUGUAUGCAAAGUGCGGAUGUUUGGAUUAUGCUCGUGAGUUGUUUGAUGAAAUGAGUGAAAAGGAUGAGGUUAGUUAUGGAUCGAUUAUUUCUGGGUAUAUGAUUAAUGGGUUUGUAGACAAGGCUUUGGAUGUUUUAAAGGGAAUGGAAAACCCUGGAUUGAGCACUUGGAAUGCUGUGGUUUCGGGUAUGGUUCAGAAUAACCAGUUUGAAGGGGCGUUGGAUUUGGUUAGAGAAAUGCAGGGAUUUGGUUUGAAAUUGAAGCCAAAUGCUGUUACACUAGCCAGCAUUUUUCCUUUGUUUUCGUGUUUCUCAAACCUUCGAGGGGUGAAAGAGUUACAUGGUUAUGCAGUCAGAAGAAGUUAUGACCGAAGUAUAUAUGUAGCAACUGCCAUUGUUGACACUUAUGCAAAAUUGGGGUUUAUUCACGUUGCAAGGCGGGUUUUUGAUCAAUCGCGGAGCAGGAGCUUGAUAAUUUGGACUGCAAUUAUAUCUGCUUAUGCUGCCCAUGGAGAUGCUAGUUUGGCACUUGGUCUGUUUGAUCAGAUGCUAGAUAGAGGAAUUCAGCCGGACCCAGUGACAUUAACUUCUGUGUUGACAGCUUGCGCUCAUUCCGGGCUGGUGCAUGAAGCUUGGAAUGUCUUCAAUGACAUGCCUUCAAGAUGUGGGAUUCAACCUGUGGUGGAGCACUAUGCCUGCAUGGUUGGUGUUCUUAGUCGAGCUGGAAAGCUCUCGGAAGCAGCAAAGUUCAUUUCUGAGAUGCCAGUUGAGCCAACUGCUAAAGUUUGGGGUGCUCUGCUGCAUGGAGCUUCUAUCUACGGGGACGUGGAAAUGGGAAAGUUUGUUUGUGAUCAUUUGUUUGAGAUUGAGCCUGAAAAUACAGGGAAUUACAUAAUUAUGGCAAAUUUGUAUUCACGUGCUGGGAGAUGGGGAGAAGCUGGUAAGAUUAGGGAAAUGAUGGAUAAAAUUGGAUUGCAGAAAAUCAGGGGAAGUAGCUGGAUUGAAACGAAUGGAAGGUUACUAGAGUUUAUUGCCAAGGACAUGUCAAAUGAAAUGUCUGAUGAGAUUUAUGCAUUGCUGGAAGGUUUGCUUGGUUUGAUGAGGGAAGAAGGAUAUAUCUUGCAGGAAGAGUUGGAUUAUGAGAUGUGAUCCUAGUUUCCAUUGAAACUGAGUAGCACUCAACUUGUCCGUUGUAUGUGGCCAGAACAAAAAAAAGGACAUUCAAUCUCAGAGGUGUGAUGUGUUUGAAAAACACCCAAAUUAUGGUGGUAAAUCACAGUGGCAGUUGUCCACCUCUCAACCAAACACAUGCUUGUAGCAAUUGUAUGGAAGGUUUUUAGUUGCGGUUGUGACCGUGGUCGUGAAUAUUGCAGAUAACCGCAAUUAAAUAUUGAGAAUGCAGCAUUCAAAUAUAGUUGCUUGCAUUCAUAGAACAUCAAAAUGUUCAAUGUCGUGGUCACAAACUUUUGUUUAAACCCUACAUCUAUCUCAAUGCUCUGCAAAAAUGUCAAGCUGAACUAGGUGCUUUGGGCUAUAGGUUGAAUUUUUUUUCCACUUCAACUUUAUGGAAUUGAGAUUGAUACGGCAUGGAACGAUGAGAUGGCGACUAACAUUUUGUGAAAAAUUGGAACCAAAAAAGAUAAUAUAUGUUGACAGUGGCUCCACGUAUAUGAUUUUUUUAGAAACCACCAAAUUGGUGAGAUGAGGCAUUGGAAGGAACGCAUUAUGCAUUGAUUUUGGUACAGCCAGCCAGCUGUAGUAAUUGAAUAAUCAUAAGGAAACAUACUAGUACUAUUUGUUUGAUAUUUUUAGUAUUUUAUUGAGGGGUUUCUAUUGGGUUUACCUUUUUCUUUUGAAAGCAUCUAUGCAUGAUAUUUUCAUAUUAAUUUUACAAGUUUCCUUUUUACCAUCUUUAAUUCAUUCUUGUCUUUUCUUUCUAGUUAAGCAUCCAAUAUCUGUGAAGUAUAUUUUCCUAUAAUCAUAACACGGUGGCCAACUAAUGUUGUUCUUCUU
This is a messenger RNA of Lathyrus oleraceus (garden pea), 2973 nucleotides long. RefSeq names its product pentatricopeptide repeat-containing protein At2g37310. Gene Ontology annotation, molecular function: protein binding; RNA binding. Lineage: Eukaryota; Viridiplantae; Streptophyta; Magnoliopsida; Fabales; Fabaceae. Bases 103 to 2109 code for a protein of 668 amino acids. Gene Ontology annotation, biological process: RNA modification. The record is from RefSeq and is a predicted model, not a curated record. The transcript is spliced from 2 exons.